This is a messenger RNA of Anguilla rostrata (American eel), 2317 nucleotides long. RefSeq names its product G protein-coupled receptor 174 (gene gpr174). Gene Ontology annotation, molecular function: G protein-coupled receptor activity. The record is from RefSeq and is a predicted model, not a curated record. The coding region runs from base 704 to 1723 and encodes 339 amino acids. Gene Ontology annotation, cellular component: plasma membrane. Gene Ontology annotation, biological process: phospholipase C-activating G protein-coupled receptor signaling pathway; positive regulation of Rho protein signal transduction. The transcript has 2 exons. NCBI's taxonomy places the organism in Eukaryota, Metazoa, Chordata, Actinopteri, Anguilliformes, Anguillidae.
AGUAAGUGGUAUGAGAUGAUAAACGUCUAUGUUCGAGACAGGGUGAAAGUGAUAGCAAGCAGGAGUGAGAGAUAAAACACGGCAGAUCGAAUGAGAGGUCGCACCUAAAUUAAAUGAGUAUGAGAGAAAUAGCAAGAUCGAGAAAGAGUGAAGAAAGAGAGAUAGCGAGAGAGUGAGAAAGAGAGAGAGAGGAGACAGAGAGGAGAGGAGAGAGAGAGAGAGAGAGAGAGAGAGAGAGUGAGAAAGAGAGAGAGAGAGAGACCCACACUAACUGUACACACUCACUCCUGACUGGAAGACCAUGUGUGCUGGAUGAUCUGAUGUCAGUAUUCAUCGCGGGUUUCCCUCGAGAUCCAAACAGCCGGAACACACAGCUACGACCCAGCCUGAAGGAUUCUAUGCACUGAUACAGGACCCAAGUCCUUACACUGCUCCCAGAGUCUGAGCCUCCCUGUAUGUGAAACGACCUUGGAAAUCAUGAAGGUUAGCCUGGACACACAUGGCAAAGCCCCACAGAAGGCAAGGCGGAGGCUAACAGAUGGCCCCUGGAAGCUAACAGGAUUCCCGCUCUGAGUCAUGUCACAGGGUUCUGCUCGGAGACAGCUCUUUUAAAAGGACACCCCAAAGUCACAGGAUUCCCCCCCCGAGAGCGCCCCUGAGUGAGGGGAACGCGUCUCUAAGACCCGGGGCGGCGCGGUGGAAAAUGGACAACUUAAACAACUCCUGUCAAAACAACACAGACCUGCAGAAGUACCAGCACUACAUCUACGCCGUCUUCUACUCAGUGAUCCUGCUGCCGGGCCUCAUCGGCAACGUGCUGGCCCUCUGGGUGUUCCACGCAUACGUAAAGGAGACAAAGAAGGCCGUCAUCUUCAUGAUCAACCUGGCCACGGCCGACCUGCUGCAGGUGCUCUCACUGCCCCUCCGGAUCUAUUACUACCUGAACAACUCCUGGCCAUUCGGCCACUUCCUGUGCAUGUUCUGCUUCUACCUGAAGUACGUGAACAUGUACGCCAGCAUCUACUUCCUGGCCUGCAUCAGCGUGCGCCGCGGCAUGCUGAUUGUCUACCCGCUGCGCUACACCUCGUUCGAGCGGCGCCUGGACCGCGGGCUGUGCGCGGCUGGCUGGCUGGUGGUCUGCCUCGGCUGCCUGCCCUUCCCCCUGCUGCGGCACAAGUCCGAGGAAAACCUAGAGAAGAAAAUCUGCUUCUCGGAGCUGGCCAUGACGCCGGUGAGCACCUGGGCCGGGGUCACCCUCAUCGGCCUGGCCGAGCUGCUGGGCUUUGUCAUCCCGCUGACCCUGGUCCUCACCUGCUCCUGGCGGACGGCGGCCAGCCUGAAGCAGAAGGCCGACGUGCUGCAGGACAGCCGCGAGAAGCGCAAGGCCCUGAGGAUGGUGCUGAGCUGCGCCGGGGUCUUCCUCUUGUGCUUCGCCCCCUAUCACAUAACCUUCCCGCUGGACUUCCUCGCCAAGAUCAAAGCGGUCAGCUGUGCCUCCCAAGACUUAAUCCUCCGCUGCCAUCCUGUCACUCUGUGUCUGGCCAGCCUCAACUCCUGCCUGGACCCUGUCAUGUACUACUUCACCACGGAUGAGUUCAAGAGGCGGCUCUCCCGGCAAGAGCUCCCUGAGAGCUUGCAGCUGCACCGCAAGUUCUCCUGCACGAUACGUGAGGAGAAGUCAACACAACAAGAGUUUAAGGAUUCUGAGGCUGCAAUCUCUUAGGACCCUUAACCUCUUAGUGUUUUGAAGAGGCAUGAUACCACACCCCCAUGUUCUGAUGGAGAGGGUAUGACCUCACUACCUAUGGGAGGGGUCUGAACACAAUGGAUAUAUGGGAUAGGUAUUGUAUUAUGCCAUGGCUCAAGAAUUCUGAGGGACAUGAAUGAUGGCUCCCUCUACUGAGGGGGUAGGGGUGGAAGACUUUGUACACACCCCCAGAAGACUGGGGCAGAAGACUACAGCGAUGGCUGUCCAGAACGGAUUACUGUGAAGCUGAAAUGUAAACACAAGGUCUACUUGUCAAAAGUUGUAUAUAUACAUUUGCAGGAUGUAUUAGGUUAUUUAAAUACAGCGUAAACAAACAAGAAAUGCACUUGUAACGAAGGAUGAAAGGCAGCUAAAUUAUUGAAGAAAUUUUUGUCUAUGUUCUCUCCCAUGUUAUCUUCCAUGUCUCUCCCAUUAUCAAUGAUAUGAGUUGCACAUUUCAUGGUGCUGUGAAAUUCAUGGUGCCCUGACUAUGUAUAAAAAGGCAUGUCCUUUCUACAUGGUGAAACCAAUGAAAUACCAUUUAAUAAAGACUGAGAACCUGCACUUUAA